Messenger RNA from Solanum lycopersicum (tomato), 1000 nucleotides. NCBI's taxonomy places the organism in Eukaryota, Viridiplantae, Streptophyta, Magnoliopsida, Solanales, Solanaceae. The record is from RefSeq and is a predicted model, not a curated record.
AAUAUUUAUUGAAUGGCUUUUAUAUUCUACUAAGUCUUUAUAUGUAAAUAACUCGGAUCAAGUCUCUAUAUAUAGUCAUUCAAUAUCACUUUCUCGUGGUGAAUAGGAUAACCCUCUAAUAUUCUAGCAAAUCUCGAACUCUCUCGAUAUAAACCAGUCUGGUGUACGAAAAAUUUUGCUCAAGAUCUUCUAUUCUAGCAAAAAUCUUGAACUUUCUCUAUAUAUACAAAACAGUAUGAUUCACUAAAACUUUUGUUCAAAGUCUUUAUAUAUAGUCUUUCAAAAUCACUUCCACGACCAAAAAAAAAAAAACUAAACAAAAAAUGUAUUUUAUAAGAAACAUUUCAAUUUUUUCCAUUUUUUUCUUGGUUUUGGCUUCACAAACCAAAGCAAACUUUAACUCAAAUCUUAUUGAAAAAGCAUGCACAAUUAAUAAACCAAAUUGGGACUUUAAUUUCUGCAUUAAACUCUUAAAUUCUGAUCCAAAAAUCUCAUCAACACAAACUCCAUUUGAUUUAGCCAUAGCAAUUAUUCAAGCAGGAAAUUCCCAUGCAUCAAAAACUCAAGACUACAUAAAUAAAAAGCAUAGCCAUGAAGGAGGCACAAGCAUUGUUGUUUCUUCAGCAUUGAGUGUGUGUAGCAAAUGGUAUGGAGGUGUUGUUGGAGCAUUUGUGAUUGCUUUAGAUGAUGUUCAACAUCAAAAGUUUCCAUCAGCUAGUGAUCAUGUUGAAUCAGCUAAUGAUUUUGCCAUGAAUUGUGAAGAGGCAUUUGCUUCAAGAAAUGUUCAAGAUAAUGAAAUUUCAAAGGGUGAUAAUCUUGUUAUGUAUUUCAGUUUAUCUGCUAAAGUGGUUAUCAAUGUUCUUGGAGAAACAAUUAAUUAUACCACAUUUUGAUCUGUUGGUUUGUUCUACUUUAAUAUUUAUAUAGCAAUAAAUAAUAAGCAAUCAAGAUCUAUACGUUUUGAAACUAGUUUGAUUUGAUUUUAACGUUAUUUUAUAUU